Messenger RNA from Rhinocladiella mackenziei CBS 650.93, 363 nucleotides. RefSeq lists its product as uncharacterized. The record is from RefSeq and is a predicted model, not a curated record. NCBI's taxonomy places the organism in Eukaryota, Fungi, Ascomycota, Eurotiomycetes, Chaetothyriales, Herpotrichiellaceae. The transcript has a single exon. The coding region runs from base 1 to 363 and encodes 120 amino acids.
AUGGCGAAAUACUACACAGAUAAAUCCGCCACUGCGAACAUGGUCAAAGAGCCAUUCCCAACUCCGGAAGGAUAUACGUACACCAUUCUUCGACCAGCGACAUGCUUGUCAAACUUCCUCCCACCAGGCCAAACAGCCAUGUACCCAACCCUCGCGGCGCAGGAACCCUUAAUCCCAACAGCUCACAAACCAUCAUUGCAACUAUCAUAUCUCGACCCCGCCGAUAUAGACUGCCUCGUUGCACGCAGUAUCUCCAACCCAACUGACUUCGCCAAUAAAACUGUCCCCUUCGCAAGCAUCAACAUGACAAUGUUCGACAUCGCGGCCGCAUAUGGCUCCGCAAGGAUCACUGCAUCGCGGUGA